Messenger RNA from Tricharina praecox, 1623 nucleotides. RefSeq lists its product as uncharacterized. Gene Ontology annotation, molecular function: ubiquitin protein ligase binding; protein-macromolecule adaptor activity. NCBI's taxonomy places the organism in Eukaryota, Fungi, Ascomycota, Pezizomycetes, Pezizales, Pyronemataceae. The record is from RefSeq and is a predicted model, not a curated record. Bases 1 to 1623 code for a protein of 540 amino acids. Gene Ontology annotation, biological process: ubiquitin-dependent endocytosis. Gene Ontology annotation, cellular component: cytosol; plasma membrane; cytoplasm. The transcript has 4 exons.
AUGUCCGUGAGAAUCGAGCUCGACAAUCCCAGCGGCACCGGCCAUGUGUUUACCUGUCUAGACUAUGUGUCGGGGAAGGUCGUUCUGAGCAUCCCUUCCGAGGAAACAAUCUCUUCGGUUACCAUCAAACUGGAGGGAGUAUCCCGGACCCGGCUAGAACCUCCGCGUUUGGAGACUCCGGGGGAGAGAGCUCGGGACAAACGGCGGGCUGAAGUCGAGAUCCAUAAGUUCCUCUACAUCGUUGACACCGUCUUCCCCGCCGCCGCCAUCUACGCCGCCGCCAAGGAUAACACCACGGGCUUCACGUUGAAAGCAGGACAAUACUCAUACCCGUUCAGAAUCCGUAUACCGAUCAACUCGGCGUGUACCGACACCUCCGGAGGUUUGCUGCAAAAAGUGAGCUUCGAUAUUUCGAAUAGGACCGUAGACUAUGCGAAGCACUCGACGCGACAUGUCAAGGGGACUCUACCACCGAGCUUGAGCGGUAUUACUGGGGACAUCGCAUGGAUCAAGUACUUCCUGAAAGCGACGGUCAACAGACCUGCGUUCUACAAGACCAACCUGCGUCAGUACGAUCCAUUCGUCUUCCUACCUAUCGAGCCUCCUCGUCCGCCGCCAACAGGCGCGGAAGCUUUCGCCCGGAGAAAGCACGAAUUCAUCCCCGCAGAUCCUCUAUCAGCGACCAAGAAGCCCGGCGGUAUAUUCUCCUCCUUCCGCAAGCCCGAACAUGCCGCUGUCGGCCCACCAGUCCCGGUCCGCUUCACGGUGGAAGCCCGCCUUCCCUCCCCACCGAUCCUAGUCCCUAACGAGCCCAUCCCCCUUCGCAUCCUUCUCACCAAGCUCGAUGACUUCCGUGAUGUCGUCGUGAUCCGCUCCCUUCAAAUCAUGCUCCUCGCGACCACCCACAUAUCCGCGCAUGAGUUGGUGAAGGACGAAUUUACGGAGCUCUGCCUCCUCAGCGUAGCAGACCUCCGGAUACAGCUCGGCGACACAAACUCGCCGCCGAAUGUCCCGCUCGAGGUAGACGCCUCCAUGUGGCGCGGAAAGUAUCUACCUGAAACGCUGCCGCCCACUUUCACCACCUGCAACAUCAGCCGUGCCUACCAAUUGAAAAUUGAGAUUGGACUGAGUCGGCCGGAUGAACACCACGUCGAUAUACUUCCCCUCCUCUUUCCAGUUCAAAUCUACUCCGGUAUUAAGCCUCCCGCGCAACUCAUAGCCUCGGCGGCGCCUCGAGUGCCCCUUCAAUCCGCCCCACCCCGACACCCCUCGUUUCCCAACGAAAAAGCACAAGCGCAGGCCUACGGUAGCAAUCUUAAAGUCCCGCUCGCCCUUCCGACCGGCGGAAAAACCGGCUCCUUUUCGGCCAACACCUCACCGGUAUCGAGUCCUGUCACACCAUACGCUCCGCCACUGCCAAUGCGUCCACACUCUAGUGCUGGUCCUGCCACUGUUCACCAGAUCCCGAACGAUUACAAUGAGUUUGCUGAUGAUUCCGUCCCGCCGCCGACGUAUGAAGACGCUAUUGCGGACGAUAUUGCGCCGGUUGAUGGGCCGAGACGCAGGUACCAGCAGGAAGGCGCGUAUUAUCAGCCGCUGCCGGACGAUGUUAGAGAUCAUUGA